CUUACUGCACAUGCGCAGUAGAGCCUCCCGGGUACUGAUACAAGAGAAGGCGCGAAACUGUAGUGAGGCUAAGCAAGCUCUUUUCAAGUCUUUUGAGGCCAUGGCGGAUCAGGACAUCAAGGAAAUAUUAGAUAUAGAUGUAAAAGAGCCACCAAAGACACCUCAACUCACCAAAGAAGCCAUAAUAGGAUCAGUGAAGAAAACGAAGAAGUCUACUGAUGUGGGGCUACGCCGUCCAUCUGGCAUGAACAGGGAAGUGUAUGCUUUACUGUACUCUGAUCAUAGUACAUCACUGAUACCAACUGACAGUGGAUCAGGCUACAGACACCCAAAGGCAAGACUAGGAAGGAAGCACGUUAGACCUUGGAAAUGGAUGCCAUUCACAAACUCAGCCAGAGAAGAUGAGCUGGUGUUGUAUCAUUGGCGUCGGACUACCGAAGAAGGAAAGGAUUAUCCUUUUGUUCAGUUCAACAAGAAACUUCCCAUUCCAACAUACACUGAUGAGGAAUAUACUGUAAGUCAUGCACUGACUU
This is a messenger RNA of Amphimedon queenslandica, 533 nucleotides long. Its product is annotated as DNA methyltransferase 1-associated protein 1-like. NCBI's taxonomy places the organism in Eukaryota, Metazoa, Porifera, Demospongiae, Haplosclerida, Niphatidae. The transcript has 4 exons. Gene Ontology annotation, cellular component: Swr1 complex; NuA4 histone acetyltransferase complex. The annotation marks the transcript as partial. Gene Ontology annotation, biological process: chromatin remodeling; negative regulation of transcription by RNA polymerase II; DNA repair. Gene Ontology annotation, molecular function: transcription corepressor activity. The record is from RefSeq and is a predicted model, not a curated record.